Molecule: messenger RNA, 1218 nt
Organism: Alternaria hordeiaustralica
Lineage: Eukaryota; Fungi; Ascomycota; Dothideomycetes; Pleosporales; Pleosporaceae
Exons: 1
Coding region: 1-1218 (405 amino acids)
Source: RefSeq, a predicted model, not a curated record
AUGGCCACCGCUGCAGUACUAAGUCUCUUGGACGAACAUACCCGACAAGUAGCGUUUGAUGGUAGCCUGGCGAGAUUAAGAGCUGCACCGGGAAUCGACAGCGGCGCGCUCGAUAUCUGCGUGCGACUGUUGCCCAGCGGAAGCGCCCAUGUAGAAGGUGGAAGUACUUCGCAGCAUGAGGAACUAUGGAAUACCGUGUUGGACCGUCUAGUCGACCAAAGGUCACCGGAGAGCCUCUACGAGAUUGCUGAGAUAUGCUACACCCACGACUCGCAUGCCGCAUCUCUUCUCAAUUCCAAAAUCAAGCAAAGCCUUUCCACCCUAGCCACGGAUCUAUCGGCUGAACAAGCAAAUGGGGACAACAUCGAAACUGCAAGAGCCUAUCUCGAAUUCCUGAAAUGCUCCUUUUGGGUACCGGCCGCGUCUUCGUACAUGGUUGACUCGCAAUCUCUCACUCUGCUUUCGAGCUUCGUCGGCAUCGAAGGGUUAGAUGAUACUGCACACGAUACUUUGUCCGCUUUAUGUUCACUGUUGAAGAGCAAGAGAGAGAACUCGCCCACCAAUCUCGAUGAAGUCAUUGAUCAAUCAAUAUGGAACCGAUUCAAUGCACUCGACAUGGCAAGGUUUGCUGCUCGGUCUAGCAAGAUAUACAGGACCUGGUUCCAAUGGAUAUCGCUCGCCGCUUCCGCUGGGCUCAAAUUCGCAUGUGUGAGCAACGAAAAAUACUGGAGAAAGCUCAGGUUAGGUCUUGUCAAAGGCCAUGCGGAUCAACGCAAAUACUGCCUCGGUAUCAUCCGCCAGUCUUUUCUUGCUACUUCUGACCAUGUCGAUACACCUACGAUGCGAUACGAUGCCAGUGGCAAAGACCGGGAGCGGUAUGAUCUAUAUACGACCCUAUUCGAGACCAUCGUGCUUCAUCGGUAUUCUGGCCAGGUCGAGGACUGCCUGAAAUCCAUGACGACGCUUCUUGGCUCUUCUUCAGCAACCAAUCCUUCCCGGAUUACUCCCGCGAUGACGACAACUCUACUCACCGCAGCCUUGAACCCGCUGAUACAGGAGAGCGUUAGGAAGAUGAUCGGCCGCUGGUAUAUGGACUUUGUUGUCGAAGUAAGUCACAUGUCUUCCAUCCUCGUAGACGACAUCGUUUUUAUCGUUAUUGUACUAUCUACGCAACAAAACAAUAGUUUAGAGCGAAAGCCAUGGCCUGCUAGAGACUGA